This is a messenger RNA of Leptonychotes weddellii (Weddell seal), 1813 nucleotides long. NCBI's taxonomy places the organism in Eukaryota, Metazoa, Chordata, Mammalia, Carnivora, Phocidae. The record is from RefSeq and is a predicted model, not a curated record.
UCCUGUGAGUAGCGGCGACUGCAGCGCGGGCGGGCGGGCGAGGUCAGCGGACGCCGUCGGCGGCUGGCCGUGUCGGCCGCGGGAUGAGGAAGCGGACCGAGCCCGUCGCCUUGGAGCAUGAGCGCUGCGCCGCUUCGGGGUCGUCCUCCUCCGGCUCGGUCGCCGCGGCGCUGGACGCCGACUGCCGCCUGAAGCAGAACCUGCGCCUGGCGGGCAAGGGGCCGGCAGAGCCGCGCUGCGCCGCGGACGCGGGCAUGAAGCGGGCGCUGGGCAGGCGAAAGGGCCUGUGGUUCCGACUGAGGAAGAUACUUCUCUGUGUUCUGGGGUUGUAUGUUGCCAUUCCAUUUCUCAUCAAACUAUGUCCUGGGAUACAGGCCAAACUGAUUUUCUUGAAUUUUGUGAGGGUUCCCUAUUUCAUUGACUUGAAAAAACCGCAGGAUCAAGGUUUGAAUCACACAUGUAAUUACUACCUCCAGCCAGAGGAAGACGUGACCAUUGGAGUCUGCUCUAGAGGAGGUGACCACCGGGUGGAACUUUACAAGGUGCUGAGUUCCCUUGGUUACCAUGUGGUCACCUUUGACUACAGAGGUUGGGGUGACUCAGUAGGAACGCCAUCGGAACGAGGCAUGACGUAUGACGCACUUCAUGUUUUUGACUGGAUCAAAGCAAGAAGUGGAGACAACCCCGUGUAUAUUUGGGGUCAUUCCCUAGGCACUGGAGUGGCAACAAAUCUGGUGCGGCGCCUCUGCGAGCGAGAGACACCUCCAGAUGCCCUUAUAUUGGAAUCUCCAUUCACUAAUAUACGUGAAGAAGCUAAGAGCCAUCCGUUCUCAGUGAUAUAUCGAUACUUUCCUGGGUUUGACUGGUUCUUCCUUGACCCCAUUACAAGCAGUGGAAUUAAAUUUGCAAAUGAUGAAAAUGUGAAGCACAUCUCCUGCUCGCUGCUCAUCCUGCACGCUGAGGACGACCCGGUCGUGCCCUUCCAGCUUGGCCGAAAGCUCUACAACAUCGCUGCUCCAUCCCGAAGCUUCCGAGACUUCAAAGUUCAGUUUAUCCCCUUUCACUCAGACCUCGGCUACAGGCACAAGUAUAUCUACAAGAGCCCUGAGCUUCCACGAAUACUGAGGGAAUUCCUGGGGAAGUCAGAACCCGGGCGCCAGCACUGAGUCUUGCUGCCUGAAGGAGCAUGAAGACCUCUGCCCUCCUCCCCUUUGCUCCGGCCAGCCUGGCACCCUGGGGCCCAGGGCUGCCAGUGUCUUCAGUGCCCCCGGAGAGAGGACUCGGAUGUCAGCUGGGGCAGGCGGAGGAGGCCCGGCAGACCUGAGGCACCUGCCUUGGGUGGCUGGGAGCUUGGAUCUUUGUGGAAAACACAGGUUGCAGGCAUGGGAUCCCCUCUCCGUUUUGUUGCCACUCAACCUGAGCUCUUAUUGGGAAGACAGUGACAGAGCAGGCCAGCUGCCAGCUGGUCAAUCCCACGCUUGCUGAGCUGGGCAUGGGGAGCCCGGGGCAGGAGGCGUGGGGUCUCGGGACCACACUGAGCUUUCCAGCACCACCAGUGAGAUUGUGGCCAGAUGAGUUCUUCUGUCCCUUCCGGGCACAUGCAGAAUGGACUGGAAUGGUUCCGUCAGCCCCUCGCACCCGGAGCACCCUGCUUGCCUACCUUGGCGGUUCCUGUCUCUCCGGGCAGGCCCCCACUGCUCACAGUGGGGGAGGUGCCUGUGACCUGCACUUCCUCCACUUUCUGCCCACUUGUCCGCCUAACCUGGCCUUAGACUGAGCAUUUAUUUAAGAAUAAAAUCGUGGUGGUGGUCUA